AUGCUCUGUCUCCGGUGCAGGGCCCUGCCCUCUGCCUUUAAGGCUCCUGCUGCGCCAAUUGCUCGAUUCCAAACUCCCCGAGCAAUCCAACCCACCCCCUUCCGCACCCUCUCAACAAUCCACACCCCCCAACAAUCCGUCCUCUCCGCCAUCCGCCGCCCCUCCGCGUUCACCUCUCCCUCUCCCUCUUCAUCUCUCUCCCCGAGUCUUCCUCUCUCGCCUAGUCUCGCCCUCCAAACCCGGUCUUUCUCAGCGAGUGCCCCCCUGACCGGCAAGCGCGCAACGUACAACCCGUCGCGACGGGUGCAGAAACGCCGUCAUGGGUUCUUGGCGCGCCUGCGCUCUCGUGGGGGGAGAUUGAUUAUCCAGCGGAGGAGGGCUAAGGGGAGGAAGAGUCUUAGUUGGUGAUCUAUUGGUUUAUUCUGGCUCUUGAUGUUAUCUUAGGGGGUGAAUACUUCUUCGAUCUUGGCUUGUCUUGAUUUGGUCAAGGGAAAGGGAAGGGAAGGACUGGGGAUGAUGAUCGCCUGAUCGCUACAGGCUUUCUUUUCUGUCCUGGGUUGUGUUCUUAUAGAUGUGUUUUCUUAUUUUAUUCUCUCGAUUACGGGCCGAGGCCUACUGCUGAGUUCGUGCUCUUGAGAUAUGUCUUGCUGUGCCCUGCCUGGCCCACCCCGUGUACUAUACAUACAUACAUAUGUAC
This is a messenger RNA of Aspergillus campestris IBT 28561, 697 nucleotides long. Its product is annotated as mitochondrial 54S ribosomal protein bL34m. The transcript is spliced from 2 exons. Gene Ontology annotation, biological process: translation. Gene Ontology annotation, molecular function: structural constituent of ribosome. The record is from RefSeq and is a predicted model, not a curated record. NCBI's taxonomy places the organism in Eukaryota, Fungi, Ascomycota, Eurotiomycetes, Eurotiales, Aspergillaceae. The coding region runs from base 1 to 408 and encodes 135 amino acids. Gene Ontology annotation, cellular component: mitochondrial large ribosomal subunit; ribosome.